Messenger RNA from Salvelinus fontinalis (brook trout), 2919 nucleotides. RefSeq lists its product as uncharacterized. The transcript has 7 exons. NCBI's taxonomy places the organism in Eukaryota, Metazoa, Chordata, Actinopteri, Salmoniformes, Salmonidae. The record is from RefSeq and is a predicted model, not a curated record. Bases 202 to 1212 code for a protein of 336 amino acids.
CAAUGGUGCAUUGUGGGAUGCAAAAUGGCGCAAUCGUGUUGUCAGCAAAGUAGCCAACCAGUUGUCUCUUACAGCCAUACAGUUAUAUUUACAAAUAAGUACAGUCGAUAAAGUAUUGCUAAUAAUUGUGUAUCGAAUAUCACUUUGAUAAACAGCAACUUUUUAUUGCAUUCGCCUCUUUUUGUCGAGACAACAGCCACCAUGUCCAGCAAAGUAGACACAGUGAAAAGUGAGUCCAGUAUAAGAAGUUUUGAAAGAAAAAGUACUACUACUGAGUCUGCCACAAGAGGAAACGACAGAAGAAGUACUGAGUCUGCCACAAGAGGAAAUGACAGAAGAAGUACUGAGUCUGCCAUAAGAGGAAACGACAGAAGAAGUACUGAGUCGGCCACAAGAGGAAACGACAGAAGAAGUACUGAGUCUGCCACAAGAGGAAACGACAGAAGAAGUACUGAGUCGGCCACAAGAGGAAACGACAGAAGAAGUACUGAGUCUGCCAUAAGAGGAAACGACAGAAGAAGUACUGAGUCUGCCACAAGAGGAAACGACAGAAGAAGUACUGAGUCUGCCACAAGAGGAAACGACAGAAGAAGUACUGAGUCUGCCACAAGAGGAAACGACAGAAGAAGUACUGAGUCGGCCACAAGAGGAAACGACAGAAGAAGUACUGAGUCUGCCACAAGAGGAAACGACAGAAGAAGUACUGAGUCUGCCACAAGAGGAAAUGACAGAAGGACUACUGAGUCUGCCACAAGAGAUGACAGAAGAUCUACAAGCACAGGGAAAGAAAAAAGGAAAACGAAACGGAACCGCAGUAGAUCAUCUUCCUCAUCCAGCUCAUCAUCCUCGUCAUCCUCCUCAUCCUCAUCCCGCUCUUCAUCCCGCAGUAGGAGUAGUUCCAGCAGCAGUGAUUCCCACAGCAAAUCCAGAAGGAAUUCUAAGAAAAGGAAAAAGGAAAAACAACACAAGAAGAAAGGGAAAAAGGAGAAGAAGCAUAAACGAAAGAAGGACAAGAAAAUGACACCAGAGGAGGAAAGCGCUGGACCUGGACCUAUUCAGAUCUCCAAGUAUUUAAAGGAGAGGAGGAGAAAAAGCAAGUACAGCAUGAUCACAGGAAAGAAGAUCAAAAUGAAAUUGAAGAAGUCCAAGAAAGACAAGCUGAGGGACAAGAAUCGCGCCGAACUGCUCGAGUUCCUCAACUCCACGUUGUAAUGCAAAGGCCGUCACCGUUGGUUAUGUUCCAGAACCUUCCAAUUUUUGUCCAGAACAGAACUCAGGGAAAGACGACCCUUUUGAUUAAGCUCUGAACUAACAUCCAUUUACAGGGUUAUUAUUAUCACUGCAAGAGAUGUGGGACAUGGCCUGUUAUCUCAAAAUGACAGAAUGUGCCAUGUCUCUCUUUUAGAAAAAGCGUGCUGUCACUCCUGUGGUUGUCGGCCCCUUUCUUCAGACCAGUAGAGACUGCUGAAGGGAGAACAGCUCAUAAUAAUGGCUGGAACGGAGCCAAUGGAAUGGCAUCAAACCAUCUGUAUUCGAUGCCAUUCCACCAAUUCCGCUCCCGCCAUUACCACAAGCCCGUCCUCCCCAAUUAAGGUGCCACCAACCUCCUGUGCUUCACACUGUUUGUAACUGAUGUCUGUGUGUUUGGUCUUUAGAAUUGUAAUUUUACUAUAACAUCAAAGGAGCCAGUCACCGACUUUUUUUUCAGUAUGUUUGCUGCACAAGGUGUUGCUAAGCAAGAUAGAACAGUGUUGCUGUGGUGGAGACUACAGAUCAGCAAAGAUCUGAGUGAUGAACAACAUACCUGGGUUCAAAUAGUAUCGGUUUUCUUUUAAGUACUUCAGUUGAUUAAGCUUGCCCGGCACAAUGAAACAAAAGGAAAAGUGCCAACCCGUCCAUCUUUCACGCCAGCAGGCUCAAGCACUUAAAGUAUUUGAAAGCAAAUACUAUUUAAACCCAGGUCUGAUGAACAAAGAGAUUUGGGUACAUUUUAUUGUAACGUAAUCUGUCAAACAGAACACCAGUCCGGCAUUGCAUUGUGUUUGAUGAUCCAUGUUUUUCUAGUUGUUUUAAGAAGGUUCAAAACAGUCCUGCAGCUAAACUCGGGUACCCUGGAAUGUUGUUAUUGUUAGAUAUAUUGAUUAUCAGAGAUUAAUGUAUAGUAUGUACAAAUCUGAGACUGGAAACUGGAUGUCAUCACAUGUAAUACUAUAAAUCAAUAUUAUUUUGGAUGAGCUUUUUAUAUUUUGUGAAGCCCACUUGAUGUGGCAAACUGCUACAGUCCACCCAAUAAAACAGCGCUUCUCUCAACAGCAAUAAACUGCUGCUGUUUAUAGAGAUUCUUUACAAUAGUCAUCUGAAAUGUUACAGUACAAUCAAGCAUCCAUUCCCAUUGUGUAUGAAUUAUUGCUGCCAUUGUGUGCCUCUUAUGAGACACGGUUUGUCCUGUAUCCAGGCUUUGUCAAUCUUAUUGGACAAGGCAAAUAGCCCAGGCUCCUCAACCUUGGUUGCUGAGCAAUAAAACGGUGCCUUUGUGGUUACCACUUAGCUUUUCUCAUGCUUACCCUUAGCUUUGAUGUGGAUUUCUAUGCUUUUCUACUGAGAAAUUGCCAUAGGAAAGUGAUUUGAAAUAUUUGCCAUUUGAAAUAUUUGCACAGAAAUUGUAUUUUGCCGAUAAGUCAAUAGCAAUAAAGUAAGACCGACAACACAAAGAGAUCAAGAUGCACUGUAUUCCAACUGUAAAGAGCUAGAACGAAGAUUGAUAUAAUCUACAAUGUCAUGGUAACCACUCCAAUAGAGUAUUCAGUUUGCUGUUGAUUUUUCAAGUUAUAAAAAGGUCACUAAAAAGUCAUGAUUAGCAGCACUUCCCUUUACAGUGCCAAAAAAUGCUUGAGAAUAAAACAGAACUUGUUGAUUGUU